Messenger RNA from Lachancea nothofagi CBS 11611, 1086 nucleotides. NCBI's taxonomy places the organism in Eukaryota, Fungi, Ascomycota, Saccharomycetes, Saccharomycetales, Saccharomycetaceae. The record is from the annotation of a GenBank genome assembly.
AUGGCGCAAGAAUCUCGAAAGCCUUCCUGUCUAGUGAUAGGUGCUGGUGGAGUUGGUGUAAUUACCACAUAUUCGCUUUUCAAUGCCGGUCUGAGCGAGGUAUCGCUCGUAGUACGUUCAGACUACGAACAUGUAACGAAGCAUGGUUACUCGAUCGAUUCUUGUGACUAUGGUACUAUUGCGAACUGGAGACCGCAUGGGGUCUUCAAAACUGCAGAAGAUGCCUCUACAUCCGGCCACUUCUUCGAUUACGUUGUUGUAACAGUAAAGAACAUCCCAGAUGGACCGAAAAGCGGUGCUGUUCACGAGAUCGUUCGUCCAGUGGUAGAAUCAAACCACCAACUAGAUGCGUCUCGUAUAACAUGUAUAGUGUUGAUUCAAAACGGACUAGACAUUGAAAAAGAGCUCCUGGAACACUUCGACCAACACAGCUAUAAUCUUGUGCUACUGUCUGGCGUUCAAUUGAUAGGGUCAACCAAAAACGGACCUGGUAAUGUGGUCCAGAAAGGCCAAGAUAGAUUGAGCGUGGGACCCUUUGACGCCACAGACCUGACUGCCACGGAAUGUGCCAAGAAGUUUGUUAAGCUGUACUCCAAUGAGGGCCACAAUAUCGUAGAGAUCGAAUCUGACGUCAAGCACUCAAGGUGGCGAAAACUACUGUACAACGCCGUAGUAAACCCGACCACUGCACUGGCGCAAUUGGAUGCUACAAGAUGUUUGAAGUUUUCAAAAGAUAAAACGAGUACCGAAAAUUGCAUUUGGAGACCAGGAAUGUAUGAAAUUAUUGCCAUCGCGGCAAGCGAAGGUGUCAUAAUUGAUCCCAAAGAGAUGGACUUCUUUCUGGAUUUUACCAGACGGAUUCUUUACAAGCCCUCAAUGUGUAUUGAUUAUGAAAAAGGUCAAUUAAUGGAACUUGAGGUCAUUCUAGGAAAUCCAUUGAAAGUAGCAAACAGAAAUGGUGUUCCCGCGCCCACUUUGACUAUACUAUAUCAUCUUAUGACUAUCCUACAAGGUAAAAUUAAAGAAAGUAAGGGAUUACUACAUUUUGACGAGGAGAAGAUGGACACCACAAGUGAUCUAGAGUAA